Molecule: messenger RNA, 9997 nt
Organism: Xyrauchen texanus (razorback sucker)
Lineage: Eukaryota; Metazoa; Chordata; Actinopteri; Cypriniformes; Catostomidae
Product: collagen alpha-1(IV) chain-like
Exons: 52
Coding region: 142-5067 (1641 amino acids)
Cellular component (GO): collagen trimer
Molecular function (GO): extracellular matrix structural constituent
Source: RefSeq, a predicted model, not a curated record
ACAACGGGCACAUAACGUUUAGAGCAAAGAUGCAGACAAACGUAUAGCUUAAGGCUCGAGUUGAAUAGAAACAAUUAUUGCUUAAAACGAGCAGAAUCAUUCAUCAGCUUGUCCUUUUGGACAUUUUUCACAGGUGUGAAGAUGCAGCUUUCGUGUGGCACUCUUUUUCUACUGACAGUCUCUUUGAGCAUAGGAAAGAGCAAAGCUAAGGGUUUAGGGUGUUCAGGAUCUUCAUGUGGAGGAUGUGACUGCAGUGGUGUGAAAGGGGCGAAGGGGGAGAGGGGGUUCCCUGGUUUGACUGGCGUUGUUGGAUUCCCUGGAUUACAAGGUCAUGAGGGCCCCCAGGGGCCAAACGGACCAAAGGGAGAUGCAGGACAGCCAGGAGCUCCAGGAAUGAAAGGAACCAGAGGCCCACCUGGUAUGGCUGGUUUCCCAGGAUAUCCAGGUAUUCCAGGUAUUCCAGGACAAGAAGGCUCUCCUGGACCUCCAGGUAUCCCAGGCUGUAAUGGAACGAAGGGGGAGCGGGGUUUUGACGGCAUUCCAGGCCUUCCUGGAUUGCAGGGACCACCAGGUAUUGCAGGUUUUCCGGGAAUGAAGGGAGACCCAGGAGGUUUUACUGAUGUAAUCAUCCCUCAAAAAGGAGAGAGGGGCUUCCCAGGACAACCAGGUUCAACAGGACCACCAGGAAAUCCGGGACUGCCAGGGCCAAUUGGCCCACCUGGACCAGUAGGACCUUCUGGAAGACCUGGUGAUCCUGGCCAAAAGGGAGAGCCGGGUGACAGGCUGUCAUUUGUUGCGGAGAAAGGACAAAAGGGAGAAAGAGGCUUAACAGGUCCUCCCGGUCCACCUGGUAGAGGAGACGAAUUAAAAGGCACUGGCACAACAACUUAUUUUCCUGGAACACCGGGUGAGCAAGGAGAGAAAGGAGAGAAAGGAGACAAGGGUUUCUGUGUACCACAUCAACAUGGAAUCAAAGGUGAACAUGGACCGCCUGGACCAAAUGGGAAACCAGGAAAAGAUGGACAGAAUGGAGAAAAGGGGGAAAGGGGUUUCCCUGGUAGUCCUGGGUUUGAAGGCUUGAAGGGUGACAAAGGAGAAAGAGGACCACCUGUAUAUGGAAACGUUCUACCAGGGGUUCCUGGUCCUCCUGGCCUUCCGGGAGCAGAAGGAGAGAGAGGUUACCCUGGGGAGCGUGGUGAUCCUGGCCCUCCAGGAAGAAAUAUUCAGGGCCCUCCUGGACCUCAUGGCUUACCUGGAGAGAUUGGCCAAAAGGGAGAUAAAGGACCCGAUGGAUUGUCUCUUAGAGGACUUGACGGAGCUGAUGGACCACCCGGACCACCCGGACCUUCAGGAGAAAUUGAUAUAAAUUGUGAUAUCGAAAAAGGAGCUCCAGGCCCCCCUGGACCUAAAGGGUUGCAAGGAGAGGUGGGACAGAAGGGCAACCAAGGUGACACAUGCAUAGAGUGCGCUGCAUACGGGCCUCCAGGGUUGCCUGGUCCCCAGGGGCCAAAGGGUCUGCAAGGUUUUCCUGGAGCAGCAGGGAGUAAAGGAGAGAAAGGUGUGCCAGGAACUAUUGGGCCUGUUGGAAAUCCGGGUCAGGAUGGCUCUCCAGGUUUAAUGGGUGCCCCUGGUGAUCAUGGUGAGCCUGGUGAUAUCUUCGUGGCACCAGGGCUGAAAGGAGAUAAGGGGUUACCAGGCACUACUGGCAGCAGAGGAUUUCCAGGUGUUAAUGGGCUCCCAGGAAAUGAUGGCCAACCUGGGCAACGUGGACCCAAAGGAGAGCCUGCAAGAGAAGGUAUUAAGGGGUACCGUGGCAAGGAUGGAGAUCCUGGGAUAACUGGCCCGCCAGGUGCGAGAGGUCCCCCAGGUCUUCCAGGGAUAGGUCAGCCUGGUGAACCUGGUGAAAAAGGCACUGCCGGGAUUCCUGGUGCACCAGGAAGGGCAGGAUUACCAGGAAUUAAAGGUGAAGCUGGUAAAGCUAUAAAUUUACCUGGACCUCAGGGUGCACCAGGGCCUCGUGGAGAGACUGGCAGACCUGGUCUUCAAGGUGAUAGAGGACUUCUGGGUGAACGUGGAGUUCCAGGAUCCCCAGGAAAAAAAGGUGACCCUGGACUGCAAGGCAUUGGACUUCCUGGGCCCCCAGGGCCAAAAGGAUACUCUGGGAUUCCAGGUCCUGCUGGACUUCCAGGAGAGCCUGGUCAGCCUGGCCAGGAUGGCUACCAUGGUCGUGCAGGGACACCUGGGCAAAAAGGUGAACCUGGCAGGGGUCUUCCUGGUCCUAAGGGCUCCAUAGGCCAGCCAGGAUUGCCAGGAUUUCCAGGGGAGAAGGGCAAUCCUGGAAUGACAGGGGUUCCUGGAGCAGAGGGACAUACAGGGUCUCCCGGCCCUCAGGGAAUUAAAGGUAACCCCGGAUCUCCAGGAGUUCAUGGUUUAAUGGGGCCACCAGGUCCUCCAGGGUUUGGAGAACCUGGACCACGUGGACCAAUGGGUCCACCUGGAGGCCCUGGACCUCUUGGUCAGACAGGUAUAAAAGGUGAGAAGGGUUAUCAAGGACUACCUGGUCUGGACAUGCCAGGUCCUCAAGGUGACAAGGGUAGCCCUGGUGUCCCAGGGCUACCAGGAUCUAAGGGGUUGACUGGUCAACCAGGUCUUCCUGGAAAAGAUGGCUUCCCUGGUCAGCGUGGUCCAAAAGGAGAAAUUGGAUUCAUAGGGAUGACAGGUCCUCCUGGAUCGCCAGGUUCCUUUGGAAACCCUGGGGCACCUGGACCAAGAGGUGACCCUGGUGCGAGUGGGCCCAGUGGACAGUUUGGUGAACCAGGUCCAAAGGGUGAAAGAGGGGAGCAGGGUCUACAGGGGCCACCUGGAAACAUGAGUGCUGUGGACAUGGAGCACAUGAAAGGGGAGAAAGGAGACAUUGGAGACAGAGGUGAUCCUGGUCUUACGGGAUCGAAGGGCUAUGAUGGAACACCUGGUGACCCUGGAAUGCCUGGAAAGGAUGGAAUGCCUGGAUUACCUGGACAGCCAGGUGAUAAAGGUGACCCUGGAUUUCCUGGGGUGCCAGGACAUAUUGGAGAGCCUGGAGACACAGGUCAAAGAGGAGACAUGGGAUAUCCAGGUUCAAUGGGGCCAAAAGGCACUAAAGGUGUUGGCGGGUCACCGGGUCACCCAGGAUUUAAGGGUGUCGAUGGCUCCAAAGGACAAAAAGGAGACCCUGGUCUGGCAGGAAUAGGAAUCCCUGGUCCUCCUGGAGAGAAGGGAAAUAUAGGCACCCCUGGUUUUCCUGGUGAACCUGGACAUAAAGGACAGAAAGGUACCAUGGGAAUGCCAGGUACUCCUGGAAGUCAAGGACCUAAAGGAGUCCCGGGACUUACUGGUUACCAAGGCAAUCCAGGGAAGCCAGGUGAGAAAGGUGUCAGUGGAUUGCCUGGGUCUCCAGGAGACCCUGGGUUUGAAGGACGUCCCGGUGAGCCUGGUCUACAGGGUCCUCCAGGUCUACUUGGUGAAAAAGGUGAACCAGGAGUAGAUGGCAUACCUGGAUUCACUGGAGAAAGGGGAGAACCCGGUGUACCAGGGAAAGGAUCACCCGGAACCCAUGGUCAACCUGGCAGCAAAGGUGACAAAGGAAACCCUGGUCUUCCUGGCAUUCCCGGCAAUCCAGGUAUUCCUGGAAGCAAAGGAGAGAAGGGUCUGACUGGAUUCCCAGGGGACCUAGGAUGGCCUGGAGAGAGAGGAAUUCCAGGAGCAUCUAUGGAGGGGCCUAAAGGGGACAGGGGAGCUUAUGGGGAGCCGGGAGAAAAAGGUGCAACUGGUGAUCCAGGCCCACCUGGUGUACCAGGUAGUGCUGGAGCUAAAGGAGUAAAAGGAGAUUUGGGCUUCCCUGGCCCACAAGGCUCUCAGGGUUAUAAAGGAGACAAGGGUUUCACUGGCAUUCCUGGUGAAGCUGGAUUACCUGGUUAUAAUGGACCAAAGGGUGAGAUGGGACCUCAGGGUGUUCCUGGUUUCCGUGGUAUAAAGGGUGAGCAAGGAGCUUUUGGUCCUAAGGGUGAGGGUGGAGACAGAGGAUUUCCAGGGCUAAAAGGUAACGAAGGGCUCCCUGGGCCCCCUGGACCACACAUAUUCGUGAAGGGAGAUCCUGGUUUUCCAGGACCACAAGGUCCACAAGGUCCAAUUGGACUCCAAGGUUUCCCUGGACAACAAGGAACACAGGGUGUGACGGGACCUCAAGGUUUAAAAGGAGCUGAUGGGACACCUGGAUAUAAUGGACAUCCUGGGGCCAAAGGAGAGCCGGGACAAAAUGGACCCUCUGGCCCAAGAGGGUACCCCGGGCCUCCAGGGCCUGAUGGUGUCCCAGGACAAAUUGGCUCUCCUGGCCCUUCUUCAAUGGACCAUGGCUUCCUGGUAACCCGCCACAGUCAGACUGUUGAAGUUCCACAAUGUCCAGAGGGAACCUCACUGAUCUAUGAUGGAUACUCCCUGCUUUAUGUUCAGGGCAACGAGCGAUCACAUGGGCAAGACUUAGGUACAGCUGGUAGCUGUUUAAGGAAGUUCAGCCCUAUGCCUUUUCUGUUCUGCAACAUCAACAAUGUAUGUAACUUUGCAUCUCGUAAUGACUACUCCUACUGGCUCACGUCUCCUGAGCCCAUGCCUAUGAGCAUGGCCCCUGUUACUGGUCAAAGCAUCAAACCCUUCAUCAGCAGAUGUGCAGUAUGUGAGGCUCCCGCUAUGGUGAUAGCUUUGCACAGUCAGACCAUACAGAUACCAUCCUGCCCUCAGGGCUGGCAUUCCCUCUGGAUCGGAUACUCUUUUGUUAUGCACACCAGCGCUGGUGCUGAGGGUUCAGGUCAGGCUCUGGCCUCUCCUGGCUCUUGUCUGGAGGAAUUCCGCUCUGCUCCCUUCAUCGAGUGUCACGGUCGUGGCACCUGCAACUACUACGCCAAUUCCUACAGCUUCUGGUUAGCAACCAUAGAGGAUAGCGAGAUGUUUAUAAAACCUGUCCCGACAACACUAAAGGCUGGGAAUCUGCAAACUCACAUCAGCAGGUGUCAAGUGUGCAUGAAGAGGGUAUAGAGAAACCUCAGCAAUGCAUCUGCUCUUUAUGUUCCAGUUUUAUGAACAAACAAAAAUGUUUGGUGCUACUUCUAUGAAAAGUCAUAGAAAAAACUACAAGAACACAUAGAAAAUACAUGUCUCAGCGUUCUCCAGUAUAUAGCAAUGGAACCUCAAGAUCUACUGUCACAUUUGCUUCAAACAGAGCGCUUAAUUAACAUUGUUCCAUUGUGUCUAAUGAAUGACACCUGUUUACACUUGCACUGAGUAUAUAUCUAUAUGUAAGCAGGUAGCUAUCUUGAACAAUUAUCUAUAUGAUUUGGAUGCUAACCCAUCCAGACCUUCUUAAAUUUUUCAUCAUUAUUUAUCAUGCAUUCAACAAUAUACAAUGCAAAUAUCCUGAUUAUUUUCUAUAUCUCUAAAUUUUAUUAUCAACCAUCACUAACAUUAGGAUUUCAUAUUUCACUGUCUGUAAGUUUCUCAGCAUCCUCUUUGUGUGAUGUAGGAAAGGCAAAGUUCAAGGUUUGUUGUAAAUAUAGUGCUGUGUUUAGUACUUAACACAAUGUCACCGUAAUCUCUUCAGGUAAAAUGUGAUUGAUUUUGUUAUACUUAAUUAUUUAUGAAAAGUUAUGAGAUGAGAGUUUAUGAUGAGAGUUUCUCUUUUGAUGGUUUAUUUUCUCUGUUUUAACCACUGAAGAAUACCAUCAUAGCACAUAAACUGUAAUAUUCUGCACUGUUUUCUAUUAUCAACAUCUUCCAUGUCGAAAAUCACAACAUUUUUAUUUUUUUUUGUAUGUACGUUUAUAUGUACACGUAUUUACAUGUGUGCGUGUGGCUGUGUCUGGUCUGCCUGCCUUUUGAUGCAGAAAUUUCUCUUGUGUAACAGCACAAUUUCAGUCAGCUGGAUAUGGUUUGCCAAAGACUUUCGAUUGAGGACAUUUAACCUCUUAAAGCUGAAGUGUGUAAUUUUGUUGGUGUUACAAUACUUUCUCCUAGCUCAGCUUGAUAUGCAGAGAGAACUGUAAGUAGGCGAUUUGUUGGUUGUCUUCCUGAAAAAUGUGAACUGCAGCCCAGCACAGCAAAAUUGGCUGAUCCAAUGGUGUGAGCUUGGGGCAGGAUUAACCAAUAGUCCUACCUAGUCCAACCAAUAGGAGAGUGCUCAGAAAACCCAUUUGAAAACAAUCAUUAUUUUUGCAAUGCUGUUUGGUCAUGUGGCACUGAUAUUACACACUUCAACUUUAAAAACAGAUUUUCUUUCAUGUUGCUACUGUGUAUCUCAUGCCUAUUCAUGAUUAAACAGUACAAUCCCUUGAUUAUCUUUUAAAACCUCUAACCAAACUUAUCAGUAGCCAGACAUUGAACAUAUAGCAUCUCCAAGGGCACUACCAAUUUCACUUGAUACUCUUUGUUGCUUAAAAUGUUAGUUCACCCCAAAAUGAAAAUUCUCUCAUUAUUUACUCCCCAUGCCAUCCCAUAUGUGAAUGACUUUCUUCUGCAGAACACAAAUUGUUGACGUGUUACUGCAUUAACACGUCAACAAGGUAAGCAGUUUUAAUACGUUUUUUGCUGUCUUGCAGUGUGUGGUUAUGAUGUUGAAGUUAUUCCAUACAUUUUUAUGAUCCAAGAAAACAAAACUCACAAGCACUUGGCCAUGUGACAGUCAAUGCAACUCUGCAGAAUAUAUUUGAUGCACUUCAUCCUCAUCCAGUUGUCUAAGGAGGCUCUGGUUGUUUGAGCGCAAUUUCCUGAAGUUUUGCUACAGUUGCCAGGGUUUCAAGUCAUUUCAUGUUUUUUCAUGUUGAUAUUUUGCUUAUCAUGUUGAGUUAGACGAGGAAGCUAACAUGCUGGCUGCUUCCAAAACCCAAGGUAGCUGUCUUGUUGCCUCGCUGCCUUAUCAGUCAUUGACUCAACAGACAGCAGUUGCGUUCAAAGGUACCAACAGAAACUUGUUUCUGACAGGCUACUGUGGCCACAUAAUGUCACAUUGAUGCUAGGAUACCAACAACUGAUUAUCGCCAUCUGGUGCCCACUGAAGGUAAUGCGUCUGCUAUAUUAAAUUUUAUGAAUGAUCUAAUAAUAAUCUAUAACAAAAUCAAGAGAGUUUUGGCGAUAACCAAGUGUAUAUUUAAUAACUACAAUACUGCUUUCUUGCUAGAAAUUAACCAAAAGUUAAAAAAGUCUUGGUCACUUCCCACUUCUUUAUACAGCCUCCGGAGUCAGCAGGUUGGUUUCGGAUGCUGCUGCUGUCUUACUGGUAUUGUGCAUUGUAAGGGGGUUUUGAUGGGCAAGGAGGAGGCGAGAACUGGCUUAACAAUAUAAAUAAUAUUUCAUUAAAUAAAAAGAUACACACAAACAUAUACAAGGCAGCUUCCUGUAAUUCUCUCUCUCUCUAACUGUCGUCACCGGCCACCUUUAUCCCUCGCGUGUCCCAUCAGGCCGAUUGGGGACCUGGAGUGGCUCAUUUCAGCCCUGCCCCACCCUCCUCCGCUCUACACACCUCCUGUUGUUGCAUCAGGCCAUCUGUCAGCUGGUCAUCACCACCUUCCUCAACCUGGGAGGAGACAGGUGGGAAAAAAACAACAAUUAAAAAAAGAAAUAGGCAAGGGAUAGGCCAAAACGGUGUGACAGAGAGAGAGAGAGGAUAGAGAGAAGAAGCUCACUCACUGGUUCUCUGAUGUGCCGUCGCGUAGUCCCCGAUCACUCCUUCACAUUCUCAGGCGGACGACAGCCGCUCCUCCCCAGGCUGACUGGAGUUAAACCUCCAACCCCCAGUAGACAGAAUAUGCCCCUCCACUUUUCUGGUGGCAUGUGGGGACACUCCACUGCCCAUGGCAGCGGCCCUACUGCUCCAGGCGGUCGGGGAGUCACUUCCCUCCUCCCCUCGCAGACGGCAGUCUUCUAUCGACCCCUCCAUGUUUUUGGGGGGCGGCAGGGCACUCCUCUGCCCCUGGCUCCAGGCGGUCGGGGAGUCCUGUCCCCAUUCGCCCCGUGGACGGUGGCUGUUCCCCGUGUCCGGGCGGUUGGGCUACUCCAUCUCCCAGAGGAUGGCAGCAGCACUCCACUGGGUGCGACAGGUAUCCCUGCUCCUUGCCGGGUUUCGGCACCAGUGUUUUGAUGGGCAAAGAAGAGGCAAGAACCAGCUUAACAAUAUAAAUAAUAUAUUAUAAUUAUAUUAUAUAAAAAGACACACACCAACGCAUACAGGGCAGCUGCCUGUAAUUUUCUGUCUCUCGAACUGUCAUCACCAGCCACCUUUAUCCCUUGCACACCCCAUCAGGCUGAUUGGGGACCUGGAGUGCAUAAUCCUCCGCGCUACAUGCAUUUUAUCGAUUUUUGACUGCCUCAAAAUGCGUGAGGGUCCGCAGCCUCCCUGCAAAUUCUGACGCCUCCCUAAGGGGGGCACGGACACCAGGUUGGGAACCACAAGCCUAAAGCAAUAUGAUGGGUGUGGUUGAGAAACAAAUCAAUGUUUAAGAACUUUUGUAACAUCAAUCUCCAUCUUUGACUAGCCCCAACCAGUAGGUGGCUGAAUGUGAAAGUGAUUCACUUCCACACCAGAAUAUGGAAGUGGAAGUGAAAGUGUAGAUUUUCAGAAAAAAAAAGACUUACAAUUAUCUCACCCACAUCUAAGACUUCUGAAGACAUGGAUUUAACUACUGGAGUAUUAUGGAUUACUUUUACCUUUAUGUGAUUUUGGACCUUCUGAGUUCUGGUCACCAUUCAAUUGCAUUGUAUGGACCUACAGAACUGAAAUAUUCUUCUUCAAUUUUUCAUUUGUUUUCUGCUGAAGAAAGAAAGCAUUCACAUCUGGAAUGGCAUGAGGGUGAAUACAUUAUAAGAUAAUUAAAUUUUUUUGGGUAAACUAUCCCUUUCAAAACUUUGUUAGGAAUUCAAACUAAAUACAUCUUUGUUUGAUGUCUCAUUUGACAUUCUAUUGACUUGAACUCAUCAACAAACACACCUGACUUCUACCAUGUCUUUGAUAAAUUUCAAGCCUCUUUGCAAAUGGUUUAUCCAGAUAAUACAGUCUGCUUCUGAAGUUAAAAUGUUCCCUCAUGCAGACUGAGAUGUUGUGCUUUAUUUAAUUUGUACAGUAUAUUCUCGCCUCUGGAUUCCAUUGUACUGUAUGUUUCAAGUGUCCUUUGUUGUCUUAAUGCCAAUACUAGACCAAAGAUCAUGCUCAUGUUCCCUUUGUUUUGAUCAUUUUACACUGAUAAUACUUGACUAUGCAAUCUAUACUACUUGCCUCUACAGAAUUACCCUUGAAAAUAAAGCUCACUAAAGCUGACCUUUUAGUGAAGCCCAUUCAAUUAAAGCUGUUACACCAUUUCAGCCAAAGGAAAAUAGCUAGAUCUGUUCAAAUUUGAAAGUGCUUUUAAAUAAUUCAGGUGUGAAGGUUGUCGGAUGUGCUCUAAAGCCCUGACACUCCACUCGGCCUGUCACAACCUCGCUGUAGUGCCACUAACCAUGCACACCCACUGUUGUAGCCAUAAAUAUCCAUUUCUAAUAUUAACAGCCCUUAUGCUAUGCUUUUAAAUAUGUUGAGUGAAAAUUCACUGUCAAAUGAUUUCAAUGAUGUCCCUGCUCUAUACUGUGUCAUAUAAUAAAUGUUUGUAUAAAUGAGGGAUGCAUUCCUGUUUUCAUACCAGCAAGAGGGUUCUAUUUAAAGGUGAAGUGUGUAUUAUUACAAAUCUGACAACAUUGGUGUGGUGGUAGAGGUGUGGUUGAGCACCGGCUUGUGAAUGGAGAGUGAGAUCAUGAGGAGAUGAGAAUGGUAAGGAUCAUCACCUGGCAAUGAUUGUCUCUAACAUCUGUUUGUCAUUGCAAUGAGAGAUAGAUAUUUAAGAGCGAGCCAGGCGCCAGUGAGGGGAGAGAGAGCUGCACACACGCACACCCAGAGACUGUGUUGUUUGAGUUUGAUAAAAAGCGAGUUUAAAUACUGUUAAUAAAG